This is a messenger RNA of Seminavis robusta, 867 nucleotides long. The record is from the annotation of a GenBank genome assembly. NCBI's taxonomy places the organism in Eukaryota, Bacillariophyta, Bacillariophyceae, Naviculales, Naviculaceae.
AUGGAGGACGCUGAAGUCGAUGUCGAUGAGAUUGAAAGAGAAAAAAGCAUCGAGGAGCGUGAGGAAGCUGACGUCCGAGCUUGGUUCGCAAAACGGCAGCAAAGCAGCGCCGCAACCAGACCUGGGUGGUUUAUUCCGCAGCUUGCGAACUUUUUACUCGACGGGAAUGUGAACGAGGGAGAUCGGUACUACUGCGAACCUCGUCCUAAAGACGAGAAUGUUGAAGAUGUCCCACAAAAGCAUCCUCUCCGAGCAAUGUUCACCGCUUUCAAAUCAGCAACCGACAAUAUCCUGCAAGGAGAGAGCAACUCGGGCAUACCAGACACCGAAGAGAGAAUCAUCCGUAUUUACGCCUACAGCCUCUCCUGCCCGUAUGUUCUUGAUUUGCUCGUUCACUACGCAAGACACUUUGAAAUUCGAGUGAUUCUUCAUCCAAAGAUUCACUCUGUCAAAAUGAUGAAGGUUUAUGUUGACUCAUUGCCACAUCAUGCCGUUGCUGGCUCCCCACGACGGGGUAUUGAAAGCCUAAAAAUUAGGAUCGCCAACCUACAGGGACUCAACGAAAUGGCUUCCAUGCACCGCAAGCAGGUUAUUGUUGAGGACUUGACGCUUGUUAGCAGCUACAAUAUGUCCCUUGCUGCCCGUUGUUACAACUGGGAAAGCAUGUUUGUCGUCAAAACCCGAACGGACGAUGUUUUGCGCUUUGAUGCCAUGUGGGAUGAACUGAUGGAUCGAAAGCUGUUAGUAUUCGACCCGGAUGAACGUUUGUUUCCAGCAACGGAAAGAGAGAAAGUCCGAGAAUACAAAGCAAAAUUGAGCCCAAAGAAGCCUCCACCGGUGAACCCAUACAAGAGACAAAAGACUUGA